AAGGGUGGAGGGAUUUCUUAAACGGUCGCUUUCCAGAAUCACAGAGCUCGGGUAAAGUUCCACAUUGUGGGAAUGCAGGGAAAUCUCUCCGCGUAGUCAAUCAGAGGCUGAGGAGGUACAGAGGGAGGCAGCAGCUGGGCUCUCAGUGGAGCCCACACGUCGCAGCCAGCAUGUUCCGCGCGGGGUCAAAAGGCAGCUAGCGGAGGCGCCGGGUGCAGGCAGGCGGCGGCCGCCAUGAGCUCCGGUAACGCCGAGGCCUGAGGCGGUGGCGGCUGCCGGCCCCGCCCUCCCGCGCGCGCGCUCUCGGGGCUGCGCAGAGCCAGCUCGGCGCGCGCUCGGCGCCGGGCGGCGGAGACCCCGGGAGGCGGGCCGGGUGCCGGCUGCGCGGCCCGGGAGCCUCAGCGGGUCUGAGGGCCUCCAGCCCGACAGCAGCGGUGGCGCCCGCGGCCCCCGAGCCAACUGAGGACGAGGCCGCGAGGCGGCCACGCCCAGAGUAAGGCAAAAGAGAAUGAAAGAAGUAGAUAACCUUGAAAGUAUCAAAGAAGAAUGGGUCUGUGAAACAGGAUCUGACAACCAACCUCUUAGUGAUGAUCGACAAACAAAUUGUGAAUAUUUUGUUGACAGCCUUUUUGAGGAAGCUGAGAAGGUUGGUGCCAAAUGUGUGUCUCCCACUGAACAGAAGAAACAGGUAGAUGUUAGUAUAAAAUUAUGGAAAAACGGAUUCACGGUCAAUGACGAUUUCCGAAGUUACUCUGAUGGUGCAAGUCAGCAGUUUCUAAACUCCAUCAAAAAGGGGGAAUUACCUUUGGAAUUACAGGGAAUUUUUGAUAAAGAGGAGGUGGAUGUUAAAGUUGAAGACAAAAAAAAUGAAGUAUGUGUGUCAACGAAGCCGGUGUUCCAGCCCUUUUCAGGACAGGGUCAUAGACUGGGAAGUGCCACACCAAAAAUUGUUUCUAAGGCAAAGAGUAUUGAAGUCGAGAAUAAAAAUUUGUCUGUUGUUCAACUAAACAACCUGGAACCCAUCACUAAUGUACAGAUCUGGUUAGCCAAUGGAAAACGGAUUGUCCAGAAAUUUAACAUUUCUCAUAGGAUAAGCCACAUCAAAGACUUCAUUGAAAAAUACCAAGGAUCUCAGAGAAGCCCUCCCUUUUCCCUGGCCACAGCUCUUCCUUCCCUCAGAUUGCUAGAUGAAACACUCACACUGGAAGAAGCAGAUUUACAGAAUGCUGUAAUCAUUCAGAGACUCCAAAAAACCGCUGAACCUUUUAGAGAACUUUCAUAACAUUGAUUUUUGAUACACUAAGUGGAAAGUUUGCAGAGAAAUGAUGGUUGUAAAUGAACACUCAAACCAAAAUGAGGGAAAGUAGAUCUGAUUUGCUGGACUUUUGGUUAGAGCGCUAUUUAACUCCCUCCUGAUGAGAAGAUUUUAAAUAAGUACAAGUUAGGAAUGUAAACUAUGACUAGAAACUGUAUUCAAUGCACUUUUUCCAAAAGGCUACUCAGAAAACACUUAUUUUCAAAUACCAGUUAUUCAACAAUAAGAUCUAUUAAAUCACUAUAUCCUAUAGAAUCUAAAUAUGGUAUAAAUUAGCAAAUGUAUUCACACAUCAUUCAUUCAGAUGGUCCCAACCAGCAGUGAUUUGUUUCAAUGUCAGCUAUCUCAGAUUUUUUAAAUAGCAAUACAUUAAGAAAUUUGUACAUGCAAAUUCAAAGCAUCAAUGUAAUUAUUUUAUACCUGGGAUACAGUCAGAAGGCUAGAAAGGACUACUUUCACCACAACUAUGCCUGAACCUCAAAGUGUUCUCAGUUUUUAUUUUCUAAUGGCAAGCUAUACUCAAAUAUUAAUUUGGCACAGUAUCUAAAAUAUAUUUUUAUUUAAGAAUAAAAUUGGGCAUUGUAGUAUAAUGUCAAUACUAAUCUGCCUAUUCACAUUUCUAUACUUUCAAGAAGUGUAAUCUUUAAAAAAUUCUAUCCAGGAAUCCAACUUGAUCCCCUAUUUUAUUUUCUUUUGAAAAUUAGGGUUUUGUUUUUAGCUAACAUUUUGAGUAAACCUUUCAUUUGCUACCACUCACGUAGAAUCUGUUCUAAUGCCUGUGUUGGCACAUUGCUACUAUUUUUUAAAUGCAUCACGUGAACUACGGUUUCCUAUUCCAUAUAUCAGAGUCAACCUGUGUAUACGUUAAAGGAUUAUUUAUUUACGUUCUGAUGCCACCAAGGGAAACAUGUUUAUUUUAAAGUUCUAACUAAAACUGGUUAGACUUGAAUAUUUCAUUGUCAGAUUGAAUUCCCUUGCCUGAACAUAAGUUUAAGAAGCUUAUUUUGCAAAUUCUCUAUUUGAAUCUUAUUUAAAGUGAAAUGUACAUUCAAUGUGCCAAGAAACUAAGUAGCCAUACCUGUCAGCAGUAAUGUCCAUAGGGCAGUAGUGGGUAUCUGCCGGAAAGAACAGUUCUCAAACUUUUUGGUCUCAAGACCUUUUGUUUAUGUGUGUUAUAUAUAUAUAACAUUGAAAAUAAAAAGUUAAAAGAUAUUUAUUCAAUAAAAUAAUAAGCACAUGUUAGUAUAAAUCACAUUUUAAUGAAAAAUGCAUUUUCUAAAGAUUUCGUGAAAAAAGUGGCAUUGUGUUCCAUUUUUUGCAACUGUCUUUACGGUCUAAAAGAAGACAGAUGGAACCUCACGUCUGCUUCCACAUUCAAUCUGUUGUGAUAUUGCACACCAUGUAGCUGCUAGUAAACGCAACUGUAUGUUCAUGAGAAAAUGAAAAAAAAAAGCAAAUAAUGUCUUAGUUUGAUUCUGAAAAUAGUUUUAACUUUGUGGACCUCUUGAAAGAACCAUUCUUACAAAGCAGUGGUUCACAGUAAUUCUCAAACAUUCAUGUAAGAAUCACUUGGAAAGCAUUUCAAAAUGUCUGUUCCAGGCACCUGCCAGACGCAUUCUGAUUUAUUGUGUCUGGGAUGGGUCCCAGAUCCUGCAGGUUUAAUUUCAUCUGAUUCUUAGGUACACAGGAGAAGUACCUGUGUUCAGGAAAUCCAACACAAUGCUUCUUCCCUAAGAAAGAAAACCUGCCUGCUUCAUUCACUGUGAACAGUGGAAGACUCCACUGAAAUGGGACUUCUAGACCUUUAAGUUGUGUCCUUAUCUCACUCAGUUGGUCCUUAGACUGUUCCCCUCUCACUCUUAACUAAUCAUGAUAGAAACUUAUACUUCAUCUUCUCUAAGCAGAGCUGAGAUGAGGGUGGAACAUUUAAAUGAGAUUUUUAAUAGAAGCUCAGGAAUAACAAAAGGGAAAUAUACACAUAGCUAGGUGACCUGGUUUAUAAGAUAUGCCUUCUGUUUGAGGUCCAUAGUAAGAGUGCUUGCUUUUCUGGCUCCCAGCCUUACAAAUGGUAGAGGCCUGUCCUUUUAUUAGGAAGAGAGAGAGAGAGCAAAGGAGAGCCUUUUGCUUUUGUCAUUUACUCCCAGAAAUGAACAGAUAUAUAAUAGAAAAUACUGUCAGUGAUGUUUACAGCUCUGUUAGAGCUCUCUCUCUCUCUCUUUAGUGAAACAAAAAUAGUGGCGUUUUGACAAAAAAUGAAAGGAUGGUAAAAAUCAGCGAACUGUUUCAAAUAUAAAAUGAUUGUUAGUGUAUUUUUCAGCCUCUAAGAAAAUGUUUCCCUAGACCUAUCAUGAAGCAUUUUAUAAUUUGAUAUGCAUAAUUCUAGUCAAUAUGCGAUUCUGCAUUUUUUUUCUAUAAAGGGGCUUCUUGUUGGAAAUAUUUUUCUUGUACCUAUAGAAAAGCCUCCUUUGCGGAUUUUCCAGUUUAUAAUUAUUUAUCCACAAGAUACAUAGGGGGCUUUCUUGUGUGUACAUGUAGAAUACACCCCAGUGACAAGUUCCUACAAAGACCCAUCAUCAGCAGUAACCUUCAUUUUUUAACUGUGAAAACUUUCAUUAAUGUGAAUAAUAUUCUCAGAGGUUUUCUAAAAUGAGAAUCAUCUGAUAAAGCUGUCUACCUUAAAGUUUAAAAUUGUAAAGUUGUUAAUUAAAUAUGUAGAAUACACAAAACAUACUUUAGAAAAUAUAGACUGAAUUUGGUUUGGCAAGGGAAGGCAGACUUGAAAAUCAUCAAACACUUUGGGUGUAGGACACAAUUUGACCUGUGUAGUUGCUUCAGAACUCGUAAUCAGUUUCUUGAGAAUCAUUGUUAAGGCUGAUACAUAGAAGUACAUUUCUAGUUUUACGGAUUCUAAUUUAAUGGUUAAAUUACUAUGCGUUACGCAGGCUACAAAACUGGUCUUAUUUAUUUUAUAUACUUUUCUCAUUCAGAAUACUUUUUUCAUUGUGUUUGUGUUAAAAUAUAGUAUGUUUGCAUCUAUUUCAGUGCCUUAUUUUAAAAGCAAUCUUUUGCUAAUGGUUAAAGAACUGUUGUCUUUAGAAUGAAAUAAUUCAUUAAAAGGAUCUGUGAAAUAAUCUACAUUUGUCUCAUAAAAUAGUUACAUCUGGAUGCAUUUGUUAUUUUUAUCUGGCAAAGACCUUCAGUUUGAGAAUGAACGUUUAUUAGGUGCCUUCUGUUUGUCAGGUACUUUAAUCAGUGUUACUUUCAUUCAAUACUCAAAAGUGUUAAGAUAUGGUAGUUUUAAUACUCAGAGGUAGAUGUUUUAAAAACCAUUUGUGUCCUGAGUUGAACUAGCAUGAAAACUCCUUGGUAGAGUUUACUUCUUUGUUCUUUCUCUAAGUACAAACCAUUUAAUUAAAAAAUUGCUCAUCACACUAAAUCUUCAAAUAGAAGUGGCUAAUUGAGUAGACUAA
This is a messenger RNA of Panthera uncia (snow leopard), 4785 nucleotides long. It is a transcript of the gene UBXN2A, whose product is annotated as UBX domain protein 2A. Lineage: Eukaryota; Metazoa; Chordata; Mammalia; Carnivora; Felidae. Gene Ontology annotation, molecular function: ubiquitin binding. The record is from RefSeq and is a predicted model, not a curated record. Gene Ontology annotation, cellular component: cytosol; nucleus. The transcript has 7 exons. Gene Ontology annotation, biological process: nuclear membrane reassembly; proteasome-mediated ubiquitin-dependent protein catabolic process; membrane fusion. Bases 509 to 1282 code for a protein of 257 amino acids.